This is a messenger RNA of Kazachstania africana CBS 2517, 4416 nucleotides long. Its product is annotated as myosin family protein. NCBI's taxonomy places the organism in Eukaryota, Fungi, Ascomycota, Saccharomycetes, Saccharomycetales, Saccharomycetaceae. The transcript has a single exon. Gene Ontology annotation, cellular component: actin cytoskeleton; cytoplasm; myosin complex. The record is from RefSeq and is a predicted model, not a curated record. Gene Ontology annotation, molecular function: microfilament motor activity; actin filament binding; ATP binding. Bases 1 to 4416 code for a protein of 1471 amino acids. Gene Ontology annotation, biological process: actin filament organization; vesicle transport along actin filament.
AUGUCCUUUGAAGUUGGCACCCGUUGCUGGUAUCCUAGUUCCGAUCUUGGUUGGAUUGGAGGAGAAAUAACCAAAUACGAGCAUACUGAUCAUCUUUAUCGUCUCGAGCUGACUUUAGAAGACGGUACCGUCAUACCGAUCGAGACUGAAACUUUGGAUGCUAGUACUACAACAGUGACGGAGAAUGCUGAUUCAGUCUUACCACUACUGAGGAAUCCCCCGAUCUUGGAAGAUACCGAUGAUUUGACCUCUUUAUCUUAUUUGAAUGAACCUGCAGUGUUACACGCUAUAAAAAAACGUUAUUCUAUGAAAAACAUUUACACGUACUCUGGUAUUGUGUUAAUAGCAGCAAAUCCGUUUGACAAGAUUGACGGUUUAUAUACAGAUGAUAUGAUUCAAAAAUAUGCUACUCAGAAGAGGGAAGAAUUAGAACCUCAUAUCUUCGCUAUUGCCGAUGAAGCUUACAGGGAAAUGAUUAAUAAUAACCAGAAUCAAACUAUCGUGGUUAGUGGUGAAUCGGGCGCCGGUAAGACAGUGUCUGCCAAAUAUAUCAUGCGUUAUUUUGCCUCUCUGGAAGAGGAUGCCUCCUCUAAAAAAGGCGAUCUUCAACAUCAAAUUGAAAUGUCUGAAAUUGAACGUAAAAUCUUAGCAACAAAUCCUAUAAUGGAAGCAUUCGGUAAUGCAAAGACAACAAGAAAUGAUAAUUCUUCAAGAUUCGGUAAAUAUUUAGAAAUCUUAUUCGAUAACUCUUCAAAAAUUAUUGGUGCUAAAAUUAGAACUUAUCUAUUAGAACGUUCAAGGUUAGUUUUCCAGCCAGAAUCUGAAAGGAAUUAUCACAUCUUUUAUCAAAUGAUAAUGGGACUUCCACAACAUGCCAAAUCACAAUUGAAUCUGAAAGAACCAGAACAUUAUUACUAUUUAAACCAAGGUAAUUCAAUGAUAAUAGCUGGUGUUGACGAUAAAGAAGAAUUUCAAACAACUUCCGAUUCCCUCGCCUUAGUUGGAUUGAACAAGGAUGUCCAAUUGGAAAUCUUCAAAAUAUUAGCAUCAUUAUUACAUAUCGGUAAUAUAGAAAUUAAAAAGACCAGAAACGAAGCGUCAUUAACUUCAGAUGAACCAAAUCUCAUCAUUGCUUGCGAAUUAUUAGGUAUCGAUCCUUCAACUUUCAGUAAAUGGAUUACAAAGAAACAAAUCAGAACCAGAUCUGAAAAAAUUGUCUCCAAUCUAACUUAUGCACAAUCGCUCGUAGCCAGGGAUUCUUUUGCCAAGUUUAUUUAUUCUGCACUAUUCGACUGGUUAGUCGAAAACAUCAACGUCGUCCUAGGAUCUGAAGAUAACGCAAAGCAAGCCAAAUCUUUAAUUGGUGUCUUGGAUAUUUAUGGGUUUGAACAUUUUGAAAAGAAUUCAUUUGAACAGUUCUGCAUCAAUUAUGCUAAUGAGAAAUUGCAACAAGAAUUUAAUCAACAUGUUUUCAAAUUAGAACAAGAAGAAUACAUACGUGAAGAAAUUCAAUGGUCUUUCAUUGAAUUUAAUGAUAACCAACCAUGCAUAAGUUUGCUUGAAAAUAGAUUAGGUAUCUUCUCAUUAUUAGAUGAAGAAAGUAGACUACCCUCAGGUUCGGAUGAAUCUUGGACCGAUAAGUUGUACCAAACUUUCAAUAAACCUCCAACGAAUGCAGUUUUCUCCAAACCUCGUUUUGGCCAGACUAAAUUUAUUGUCAGUCACUAUGCACACGAUGUCACCUAUGAUGUGGAAGGCUUUAUUGAGAAAAAUAGAGAUACCGUCUCAGAAGGGCACAUGGAGGUACUACAUACCAGCAGUAAUGAUACUCUUCGUUCAAUUCUGGAAAAUUUAACAGCUUUGGAGAACGCUUCUCAAGAGUCACCAAAAGAAGAAAAUAACAAGUUAGGCGGUGUUGCGAGGAAAAAUAUUCAAAGGAAGCCAACAUUAGGAUCAAUAUUCAAACAAUCUCUACAAUCUCUUAUGGAAACUAUCAAUUCCACCAACGUGCAUUAUAUCCGUUGUAUUAAACCCAACGCUGAAAAGAAAGCUUGGUCAUUUGAUAAUUCAAUGGUUUUAUCCCAGCUACGUGCUUGUGGUGUUCUGGAAACGAUUAAAAUUUCAUGUGCCGGCUUCCCGUCAAGAUGGACGUUUGGUGAGUUCUUUGAAAGAUACUAUUUCCUUGCAGAUUUUUCCGAAUGGUUACCUAUAAUGAGCAACCAAGCCCGAAAUGAGGAGGAUUUGAUAGCAUUCAAUGCUAAGAUUUUGGAAAAGACUAUAAAGGAAGAAAAGUAUCAAAUUGGUAAAACCAAGAUAUUUUUCAAAGCAGGCAUGUUAGCGUUUCUGGAAAACUUGAGAAAGGCAAAACUUACUUGGUUAUGUGUCAUAAUCCAAAAGAAGAUCAGGGGUAGGUUAUGUAGAUUGCAUUAUUUGAAGACGCUUGAAUCUAUUAGAUCACUCCAAAAUCUUGUCAAGACAAAACUUGUUCGUGAAGAAGUCAUUGCGCAACUUAAAUUGAGGGCAGCUACGUUUAUCCAAUCUUAUAUCAGAGGUAAAAACACAUAUUCGCUUUACAGGGAAACUCUAACGGGCACAUUAAAAAUCCAGAGUAAAAUAAGAUCUGUUUUAGUCAAACGAGAACGUGAAAGAAAACGUAGAGCAAAUGCUGCAAUUUUUGUUCAACGUAAGAUUAAAACAUUUAGACAAAGAAAUAAGUUUAUGCAGUUACAGAAGAAUGUAAUUACAGUUCAAUCCUUUGUGAGAAGGGCACAAGCUAUGAAAGAAUUCGCGAAAUUAAAAGAGGAAUCAUUAAUAAAGUGUUCGCCGGCUCUUUUACUUCAGAAAGAAUUCAUAGAAUUUGUUAAGUUGCUAACUGAAAGAAUUAAACAAAACAAAGAAGCUAAUGAAUAUGUAAAACAACUAGAGGGAAAUGCUUCCAUUAAGGCCCUGUUAAACGAUACCUCCUUUGAGAAUAUUCAAGACAUGAUUGAAGAAAAGAGACUAGUCAUCGAAAGGAAGAAGGAAGAGAUCAAUUCUUUAAUGUUCAUGAGAAAUUCAUUCAAAAGCAAUGCAAAAGCAGUGAUAGAUAUUUUUAACAAGACAACAGACGACAAUCUAAACAAAGAAGGAGGUACUUUUGUCUCUCCAAAUGUUAAUAAGAUUACUCAAGAGCUCCAGACAUAUCAGAAACUCAUGAAGAAACUACUAGACGGGUCAACCGGAGAUAAAUCAAGAAAGUCAGUUGGCUUGCUUGCCAGUACUGGUGACCAAUUAAUCCCACACAACGCCCCAAUUCCAUGCUGUAAUGAUGAUUCAGCAGAUUUUGUGGCAAGGAUCUCAGAUAUGAAUGAAGAAAUCCAGAAAUUCUUUAAUGUAGCUAAUGGCAUAAGCGACGAUAAUCUGAAUGAAAGUAGCACUUUAACACUUUCAGAAGUAGUUAUUUCAGUAAUGGAAGGCUUCUUAAACAAACAUUUGCACAGAGAAGGACAUUCAUUCACCGUAGAAUUUUGUAAAACAUUCAACGAAAGAGUGACGAUGACUUUAAACGAGAAAACAGACACAGCUUACUUUUUCUGGUUAAAAAAUUUCUCGAGUAUUUGCUCUUAUCUCUAUUUUAAGGAUGAGGUGUUAAGCAAAUGUUCCCUUUUAAUGGAGAUAAAAAGAGAGUUCAGUACCUGUUUGGUAACUCUUUUCGAAUCACAUCUGGAUAAGUUGAUAAAAAGCUUUAACGAAGAAGUAUCCUCGUCAGAUAUUUUAUUCAAUACAAACCACAGUUCUAAAGAUGUUCAAACAAACAGCACGGAAAAGUUGAUUUACUUUUUAAAUAGAACAUACGGCAAGAUGGAAUCAAAUGGAUUAAAUCCUAGAUUAAAGAAUGCUGUAUUAUUACAACUAUUCGGUUAUAUUGAUUCCGUUACAUUCAACGAUGUUUUGACGAAAGUAUAUGAGUUGACGUGGCAAGUUGGCUUUGAAUUAGAUAAACACGUCCAAGAAAUUUACAGUUGGUGUAACGAAAAGGAGAUUCGUGUAUCAAUCGUCAGGUCAUUCCUACCAUAUUCAAGACAAUUGGCUAAGGUUCUCCAACUUAGAAUUUCCAACUUACAAGAUCUCGGAGUGGUUCGUGAGUUUUCAUACUCCUUGACUCCCUCACAAUUGCAUGCGAUAUUAAAAAGAUACAAACCAAGUAAAUAUGAGUUUUCAAUCCCUGCAGAGGUCAUGAAUUAUCUCACAAACAUCGUCAAGAAGGAUAAACUGGUAAGAUCAGAUACCAACAUUCUUCUAUCCACCGGUCUUAGACGCAUUGCUGAUGUGUCAGUACUUAUAGAAGACAGAAGCACUCUUUCUGAAAUUGUUGAUCUUCAUGAACUAGACAUGCCAACCAUCAAACACUUACUGCAAUUACAGAAGACAAACUAG